AUUUUUUCCCAUCGUCAUCGGUUGUUCUCGCGGCGGCGGAACCAAUGUUUCCACCCGGUCCUGUGUUUCCGCACGGAUCUUUAUUCACGUCGGACCGCGCGCACACAUGUGUAAACAUGAAGCUGGGCAACUUGUGGAAAGGUUAACGUCAACAUCCCCGACGUGCUGGUGUUAGCAAAUCCUCUCGUCGACGUGUAUAUAAUAUUUAAACGACUAAAUCGCGCUUUUACACACGCUAAUCCGAGAUGGCGGCGUCGGAGCAACACGACGGCGACGACGGCAUGGACGCGUUCAUGGACAACUUCAAGAUCCGCAACUAUAAAAACGCCUUAAGUGAAGACAACUGGCAGGAGGAGUUUGAUAAAAUCCCGAUGUUCAUGAAGGAAGCCCCUGAGGAGAUCGACCCGCAGCAGUACCCGGAGCUGGCCUGUCUGCAGGCCCUCAUCCACGACCAGGACAGGCCCCCGGCAGAGCAAGCUAAGAGCCUGAAGGACGAGGGGAAUGCGUUCUUCCAGGAGAAGAACUACAAGAAGGCCAUAACGUCCUACACUGAAGGGUUGAAGAAGAAAUGUGGAGACCAGGAGCUGGACACAGUCCUCCUCACCAACCGGGCAGCAGCACACUUUCACCUGGGUAACAUGCGAUCUGCGUUGAACGAUGCUGCAGCUGCAAAGAAGAUCAAACCAGACCACCUGAAAGCCUUAACCAGAGGCGCUCAGAGUUGCAUGGAGCUGCGUAACUUUGCGGAGGCCGUCCAGUGGUGUGACGAGGGGCUCCAGCGUCAUCCCACCGACAAGAAGCUGCAGGAGCUGAGAGCAGCAGCCGAUAAACACAAGAGAGCAACAGAGAGAGACGCCAGGAAGGCCAAGAUCAAAGAGAAGAAGCUGCAUGCGGAGAGAGAAGCUCUUCUGGCUGCUAUAAAGGAUCGAGGCAUCAAGCUCUUCCGGCCCGCGGAGCCUCGGCGCAGGUCGGAGGAGGAGGAAGAGGAGGGUGGCGUUGGCUCUUCGGCCGCCACGCUGCAGCUGGACGGCGUGGGCUCCCAGGAGGCCACGGGGGCCCAGGUGUUCCUGGACGAGCGGCGCUCGCUGCACUGGCCCGUCCUCCUCCUCUACCCCGAGCACCAGCAGACCGACUUCAUCUCGGCGUUCUCCGAGAACAGCUGCUUCUCAGAUCACCUGGCCGUCAUGUUCGGGGAAGAACUUCCGCCGUGGGACGCGGACAGGAAGUACCUCUCGGAGAAUUUGCAGCUGUACUUUGAAGACGAGGAGAAGGAAACCUUCUACCAGGUGAACCCGGAGACGUCGCUGCUCAAAGUGCUGCAGCAUAAAAGGUUCUUCGUGAAGUCGGGUUCUCCCAGCUUCAUCGUUCUCGUUCGCAGUUCUUCGUUCUGGACGCAGUUUCUAAUGGGAAAGAAAAUACGAGGGUUGUAAAAAAUAUAUAUAUAUUUAGUAUUUAAUAACUCCAGCGGACUGUUUGACAUAAGGGAAGAUACGCACGUCUCUUGUUGUUUGACGUCAAAUAAGAAAUGAAUAUAAAACUAAAUAAAAUGUAAUACAUGUGGAA
Pseudoliparis swirei is the source of this 1563-nucleotide messenger RNA. It is a transcript of the gene ttc4, whose product is annotated as tetratricopeptide repeat domain 4. The transcript has 10 exons. The coding region runs from base 246 to 1430 and encodes 394 amino acids. The record is from RefSeq and is a predicted model, not a curated record. Gene Ontology annotation, molecular function: Hsp90 protein binding. Lineage: Eukaryota; Metazoa; Chordata; Actinopteri; Perciformes; Liparidae.